AGUGAGGGCAGCCCGGCUGCUCGGGGCCCCUCCUGUGCGGCCGUGCAGCCAGGCGUGAAAUGGGCUGAAAAGAAAAGAAAGGAUCAUCCCCCACGGAGGCUGCAGUCCCCGGCACCGCUGCAGAGCAGGGCCAGCGUGCUCAUCCUGCCUUCCUGCCCUUCUCUUUGCUUUCACCGCUUUGCAGCUAUUAUAGGGAAGCUAGCUUUAGGGCACAGAAUGCAGACUCUGGCCUGGGUGGGCAUUGUCAGCCUGUGCUUGGGGGCAACCCUGGCUGUCCCAGCCAAGAAGGAGAGGAAGAAGGUGGAGAAGCCAAAACCUGAUCUUGUACUCUAUGGAAACCUGGAACUGGACAACUACGACAUGACUCUGGACAGCUAUGGGGACGUCAUGGACCUGAACAACUAUGAGGAGCUCUAUGACUAUGGUGACCUGACUCAGAAGAUCGAGGUUGGGACCCUGGCUCCGCGCCCCAAGGUCCAUGGGGCUCUGCCAGAGCUAGGCACUGCAGAUCCAACACCAAAGCUGCAGGCUCCAGUCACCACCAGCCCCAUCCGCCCAGCACCACUGGGACCUGGGACCGUGCAGGGCCUCCCCAGCUGCUCACGCUGCUUCUGCAUCAGAACCUCUGUCUACUGUGAUGACACCGACCUGGAGCACAUUCCUCCACUGCCACCUGACACCACCUACCUCUACGCUCGCUUCAACCGCAUCAGUGCCAUCCGGGCCAGUGAUUUCAUGGGGCUGAAGAAGCUGAAGCGAAUAGACCUGACAAGCAAUUCCAUCUCCUGGGCAGAUGUGGAUGCUUUCCGUCUCCUCCCCAGCCUGCAGGAGCUCAUCCUGCCUGAGAACAGGUUGACGGCUCUUCCUGAGCUGCCCCACAGCAUCGUCAGGCUGGAUGCUCGUCUCAAUAGGAUCCCCAGUGCUGGUCUCCGGCCCGAAGCUUUCCAAGACCUCACACAGCUGCAGUUUCUCCAUCUGUCCGAUAACCAGCUGGACUACAUCCCCGCACCCCUGCCAGAGAGCCUGCGCUCCCUGCACCUCCAGAACAACAACAUCCAGACCAUGCAUGAGGACACGUUCUGCAACAGCCAAGACCAGAGCCACAUCCGCAGGGCGCUGGAGGACAUCCGCCUCGAUGGCAACCCCAUCAACCUCAGCCUCUUCCCCAAUGCCUACUUUUGCCUGCCCCGCCUGCCCACAGGACGCUUCCUCUGAGCCCCAUCAUCAGCCUCUGAUGGGGAGCAUCCCCAGGCCCACUACACUCCACCCACACCUCCUCAUUUCCCACUGUUGCACGGAAAACAUGGGAUUAAGGCAGAUGUGUUCAACCUUAGUGCGAGAUGAGCCUCUGCACAUAGGUGAACUCAGUUCUGGGGGAAACAGAGCUGAGUGUGGGCAACUGUAAUAAAACAAACACUUAAAAAAUG
This is a messenger RNA of Numida meleagris (helmeted guineafowl), 1427 nucleotides long. RefSeq names its product opticin (gene OPTC). NCBI's taxonomy places the organism in Eukaryota, Metazoa, Chordata, Aves, Galliformes, Numididae. The record is from RefSeq and is a predicted model, not a curated record. The annotation marks the transcript as partial. The transcript has 6 exons. Gene Ontology annotation, molecular function: protein binding.